Stylophora pistillata is the source of this 8050-nucleotide messenger RNA. Its product is annotated as unconventional myosin-XVIIIa. The record is from RefSeq and is a predicted model, not a curated record. Gene Ontology annotation, cellular component: myosin II complex; myosin filament; cytoplasm. Lineage: Eukaryota; Metazoa; Cnidaria; Anthozoa; Scleractinia; Pocilloporidae. Gene Ontology annotation, biological process: actomyosin structure organization. Gene Ontology annotation, molecular function: actin filament binding; ATP binding; cytoskeletal motor activity.
UAUAUGAUAAGUACUUGUCUACCAGUUGUUUCUAAGACAAAACUCACAUUGGAACGUUAGUAAUAAUCUAUCGCAAUGUUUUCCUUCAAGAAGAAGGACAAGGAUAAGGACAAAGCUUUCGAGACGAAAGAAGAACGCAGGGAAAGGCGAAAGAAAGAGAAGGAAAACAAAAAUAAAACUGAUCGUAAAGCUCGUGGCGAACUAGGGAACAUAGUUGCUGGCACUGAGGAAGAAAGACGAGGACGGUUUAGUUUUAGAAAACCGGAUAAACGGAGAUACGAUGUUGAGCACGAUUAUGAUCAAAGAAAUCCCUCGCCUGUAGCUGACCAUUUUGACUUUUAUGGUGGGAAAGGUCGUUCAAGUAGUACUGAUACAACUGGUAGUACAACAAGCGGUUCGGCCAUUUUUUCUCCAUAUUUGUAUGGAUCUUCUGGCCAUAUUUCUUCCAACGCCGUCAUGUCCGAAUCGAUUCCGCAAGCAAAUCGUAAACAUGCAGACGACGAAAACCAAGGGGUUUCGGAGGACGGGAAACCUGUCCCGAAACCCCGAGUUAAGAGAAAGAAAAGCUCGAGUAUUGAAAUCAAGUUGCUAAGUCCGAACCGGCAGAGUUACGAGUCUCAAGAUCGAGAAAAGACAACCAACGAGGAGAAGGAACGAAACCACAAAGCAGAAGUUAAUGGCACUUCUUCAAUUAAUGCAAGGUCUUCUGAAGAGGUUAUAUCUGCCUCGUCGAUGAACGAUAAUCAUGUUUUGACCGAUGGCGCACCGCCUAAACCUCCGCGUAUUUUAGCUGAUCGCGCCGGUGUUGUCGAGUUCGAAGUUAAGCUGAUCAAUGUUGGUUCUGAAAAUGAUCGAAACAAACCUAAUUCUCAGCGUUCCAUGGAAAUAGAUCGACCUAUCACUGCUACGAGCUCUGUGCAAUCUUUCGCUGGGCCACCAAGCGAACCAAAAAUUAUUUUGCCACCAAGAGAUCUAAACAAUUCCUCGCCGUCGAUUCUGUCUCCUUCGGAUAAAACCUUGGAGGAAAUGGGGGUCGAUUUGCAGCUACCGGAAGUUAAGCCGGCCAUUUCUGGUAUUGCAAGGGUGAUAAAGUUAAAUAGGCGAUCUAGCGGAGAUUUUGGGUUUGCUCUGAGGAGAGCUAAUGCCCCUGGAAGCGGGAAAACUGUUCACUUUGUGGAACCCGUUGGCCCAAAUAGCACACCGGGUUUGCUUCCAGGAGAUCGACUUGUGGAAGUCAAUGGAGUAAACGUUGAAAAUGAACCGAGAGAAAAGAUUAUCGAGAUGAUUGUUAUGUCGGGAGAAGAGGUAGUUAUUAAAGUUAUUCCCGUGCCGGAACUUUCAGAAUUGAGCGUGAGAAGUGGUUUGGAUGGAUCGACUGUUCAACUUGACGAGUCGAAUCUCAAGGCCGGGACUUUGGCUCGAAGUGGAAGCAAAAGAAUUAAAAAGAAGCCCAAAUCUGAGGAGGAGGUGAACUCACAAAAAGCUUGGUUAGAUGCUGAGAAAGUGUGGGUUGUUCACAAGGCAGGAUUUUCUGGAGGAAGAGUACAGAAGAUUAAGGAGGACAGACAAGAAGAUGAAACUCCUAUGUGUAAAGUGAAGUUGGAUCAUGGUGGUGAAAUUAUUACUAUUGAAGAGGACAGUGUUGAAAAGGCGAAUCCCCCUCAGUAUGACAGAGCAGAAGAUCUUGCCUCCCUGCGUUACCUAAAUGAAUCAAGCUGCCUGCACACCCUACGGCAACGGUUUGGCAGUAACCUUAUUCACACCUAUGCUGGACCCAACUUGAUAGUUGUCAACCCACAGGAGGAGUUGGCUAUUUAUACUGACAAGGUGAUACAGAUGUUCCGUGGCUGUAAACAGGAAGACAUGCCACCCCACAUUUUUGCUGCUGCGCAGUCAGCGUACAGAAACAUGUUGGCAACCAGAAUGGAUCAGUCAAUUGUACUAAUGGGACACAGUGGAUCGGGGAAGACUGUCAAUGCCAAGCAUAUCAUGCAUUAUUUAGCAGCUGCUGCCAGUUCUCCUCACUCAGCACUUACGGUUCAAAAGCUUGAAGCUAUCUAUGCUCUACUGGAGGCCUUUGGCAAUGUGACAACCCCAUUAAAUCACAAUGCAACAAGAUUCACUUUGUUGUUCAACAUGGAUUUUGACACAGCAGGUCUCCUGACGAGUGCUUCAGUUCAGACAUUUCUCAUGGAGAAGUCUAAAGUUGUCAGGCAAUCAGAGGAGGAGAGCACUUUUAAAAUCUUCCACUAUUUGCUGUCAGGAUGUGACCCAAAGCUGAGAAAGGAACUACAGCUGGAAGCAAAAACAAGUGAAACAAAUGAGUUCAUGCAAACAUUUGAUCCCAAGUCAUCAGAUGAUCAGAUGCUCUCUGAUAAGUGGACAGAGAUUGAGUUUGCUCUGCAGAUGCUGGGUUUCUCUGAAGAAGAAGCAAAAGGAAUCUGGGCUAUCUUGGCUGCAAUCUGCCAUCUGGGAUGUGCUGGGGUUGCAGUUGGUGCUGACAACAAGCCCCACUUUGACAACCCUGCAGCAGUACAGAGAGCUGCGACUGUUCUUGGUACAACCCAGGAAGACAUAACCGAGAUCAUCUUUGCACCUCCGGUUGUCAAUCAGUUCACCAUACGAGUGCGCCGCCAAAGCCAGUCUAGAAAUGAACUGAGUCCGUCCAGUUCUGCUGACAAUACCCCCGAGAGGCAAGCGAAAGCUAAAGCGGUUCAUUACAUUGAAGCGUUGGAAGGGUUUGCAAUGGGACUCUACCAGGAAGCGUUCGCUGCCUUGGUUAGAUUCAUCAACAGAUCUCUUCAAUGUAACGUUCGAACUGUGACAUCAAUGCACGUGCUGGACCCACCAGGCUUCCAGAACCCAGCAUCAGUCGGCAAAACUGAGGGUGCACUGUUUGACGACCUGUGCCAUAACUACGAGUAUGAAAGGCUUCAAAAGUUCUUCCACGACACAGUGUUCAGUACUCAAAUGGAAAGAUACUCACAGGAAAACAUAGAUUGUAGUUAUGAAAGCGUGGCAAGCUCCCCUGAUCCUGUGGUGUCCGUCUUUGAUAGAGCUGCUCAAGGCGUGACUCGAGGCUCUACCUUGGACCUGAAAAGUGAACAGAAGGGCUUGUUGUGGAUCUUAGACGAAGAAUCAAUCUUCCCGGGAGCAAAUGACAGCAGUUUUUUGGCGCGGCUCUAUGUGCAUCAUUGCAAUGACAAAGACACGUGGGUCAAACAGGGAUCUCUCAAGGACACAUUCUACAUCAACCACUGCCAGGGUAACUUACCUGUACUCUACAAUGCUCGGGGUUGGCUGAAAGUCGCCAGGGAACAUGCUGCCGUCAAGCAGGCCCAUCCAAUCCUGGCCGAGUCCUCAAAAUCCUACUUGAAUGAGAUGUUCUCGCGACACCGUUCUGCUGCAGAGGGAGUGACUCGAUCCCGGAGCCUGAAGAAGACGCUGAACACACCAACAGCGAUUAAAAAGAACUCGCACUGUUUGCAGCUCAUUUACCAAGUGGACACCCUCCUAGACGCCAUACGAAAGACCAAAGUCAAUUUUGUACGUUGCAUUCUUCCAGUGGAAAUCGCAGGCCAGACUGACAGUGUUGAUGGAGAGGCCGUGAGUAGCAAUAACAAAGAAACUUCCUCACUGUAUGUACCGCUGGUCAGAAACCAGCUCAGGUCGGCGGAAAUGUUAGAUGCUGUCAGGAUACACAGACAAGGUUUUCCAGAGCAUAUGCCAUUUGGAGAGUUUAGGCGCCGUUUUGACAUCCUUGCUGCAAGUCAGCAUAGAAAUACAGGACCCGUUUUGGAUGAAAAAAAGGCCGUAGAAACACUGCUGGAUCACCUAGAACUGGAUAAAAGAAGCUAUAGGCUGGGACUAAGUCAGAUCUUCUUCCGUGCCGGCACUCUUGCUCAAUUAGAAGACGCUCGAGACGAGAAGACCACCGACACCAUAGUUGAACUGCAGGCUUUCUGUCGUGGAUUCUUAGCGAGAAAGAACUUUAGUAAACUACAGGUACAGUGUACAGCUAUCCGUUGUAUUCAGAAGAAUAUUAGACUUUUCUUGGCAGUCAAUAACUGGCCUUGGUGGAGGUUAUAUACAAAGGUGCUUCCAUUGUUAAAUGUCCAUCGAACCGAAGAGGAACUAAAGAGCAAAUCGGGCGAAGUUGACAUUUUAAAAUCAAAAUUAGCAAAACUUGAAAGGGAAAAGAAGGAAGUAGAAGAAGUUAACGAGAAGCUACAACAAAAGGUAACUGAACUAUCCGCUUCUUUGUCCGAGGAAAGAGAAACCGCCAGCCAUGCCAGUGAAAUACUCGAAGGCGAAACAAUGGAGAGGAUGAGACUAGAACGUCAAAUGCAGGAACUACAGGAGUCCUUGGAGGACGUUAAAAAGAGGAAAGACAAACUGGAGGUGGAACUUCUUGAAGCAAGGGCUUUGAGUGUCACCGCCACAAGGAGUGUGGAGAGACUGGAGAGGUACGAAGGUGAAGGAGCUUCUGAAGACGAAGAGGAAGAAUCGUUUUAUCGCGAGAGGUACAUCCAGGCCUCCAAGGAACAUGAACAACUAAGAAAAAAAUUACAAAGUCAGGCCGAGCAAGAGAUAGAACAGCUAACAAAUCAGAAGCGAUUACUGGAAAGGAAGCUGACAGAGGAGAAAGCUGAAAAUGAAGAAAUACAACGCCAAUCAAUGAAUUUGAAGAAAAAGACAUCUCGAGUCCAGUCAGAAAUGGAAGAUUUGAAACUUCUGCUAGAAGAAGAACAAACUAGAAAUGCCGAAUUGGAGAAGAAGCAACGAAGGUUCGACACGGAGAGUCAGCGUUUUAAAGAAGAGCUGAACCACGAAAGAACGUUAAAAGAGAAAAUCAGUCGAGAAAAGGAUAAGGCCGCUACAGAAAAAUUCCAAUUAGAACAUGAAUUGGUGGAACUUCGCGAAGAACUGGAGAAGGCUAAAAAAGAGCUGACGCAGAUUGAGGGCGAUAUGGAUGAUAUCACAAAACAAAAGGGAGGAGACGCUGUCGCAUUGAAGAAAACCAUCAGAGAACUGGAGGAGAAAGUUCAGGAUCAAGAAGAGGAACUUGACGAUCAGGCUGGAAAGAUCCAAAUGCUUGAACAGGCUAAACUUCGUUUGGAGAUGGCUGCAGAACAUGACAAGCAUAUGGUACACAAGGAUUUAGAAGCAAAAGAUGAAGAAAUGGAACAGCUUAGAUUUAACAUGCAGAAAAAAGUCAAGCAACUCGAGGAUCAACUAGAAGAUGAACAUCAAGAAAAAACGGCCGCUGUUAAGGCCAAACGAGAAGCUGAUAGGCGCCUUGAAGAACUCCGAGAUCGCUACGAACAAGGCGAUGCGGAAACAGGGAGAAAACUGAGACGAGAACUGAAGAAGACGAAAGCUCUUUUGCGUGACGCUCAACAAGUGAUUGAUUCUCAGCUGGAAGACGCGGAAUUUGCUGCUCAGUCCGCACAGAAAAGCAAAAAGAAACUGGAAGAGGACGUGGUUGACCUGCAGAACCAACUGGAACUCUUGAGCAAGUCCAAGAAAGAGCUCGAGACGAAGUAUAUGUCGACGCUUAAAGAAAACACUGAAUUGCAAAGCAGGGUGGAGGAAGACGAAGACGACAUCGAUUCACUUGCGGAGAAAAACAGACAACUUGGAAAACAGCUGGCAGAGGCACAGCAGAUGCUUCGUGAGCGGGAGGCUACCAUUCAAGAUAUUACAACUCAAAAGGAAAACUUGGAAAGCAAGGUUGAUCACAUGUCGAACCGUCUUUCGUACUUGGAAGAGUGUACAGUUGAAAAACAUCAGUUUGAUCAAAUGGAAAGCAAGAGAAGAGAACUUGCAACGCAGUUGGAUUUAGAGGGAUCGUUCAAAAAGCGACAAGAGGUUCAAGUCAGUCGGCUGAAGGAGCAAGUUCAAAAGCUAAAUGACGAAAGGGAAGAUUUACAGCUCAGAGAAAACAAACUCACCCAGGAGAACUCCAGAUUGGAUCGACAAAUGCGUGAGUUAAAGGAGGAGAUGAAUUCCCUGUCCAGACAAGAAGAGGAACAUAAGAAAAGGAAACUUGAUGCUGAGCGAGAGGUUGAAAAUUUGGAGGGUGUUGUAACAGGCUUAAAGCAAGAAUUAGGAAUGGCAAAGAAACGCGUUAGUGAAUUGCAGCACGCUUUGGAAGAUGACAUGCAUUACGACUCGGAAGGAAUGUCGAACGAUGAUGAUUACGAUGAUGAAGACGACGACGACCUCGGUAUGAGUGAUGAAUCCGACGAGUUUAAAGACACUGGGUCGCGACGGUCAGAGCCGAGGUCAUAUCGGUCGUUCGACGAGCUUGACGACGAAUAUGACAUCACUGACCGGCUGAAACGAAAAUUGGACGAUCUUAGGGACGAUUUGCCAUCUUCGCCAAGAGGGUCACGACCUGCUGCUGAUUCUGUGGAUUCCGACGUGUUCGAGAGCACUCGGAAAUCCGAUAACGUCAGUGACACGCGAAAAAGCGGUCGUAAGGAAAGUGGGGAGGAUCGCCAUCAUCGGCGAUCACGAUCGGGUACCGACGAACAUGAUACGAGUGUCGAUAAGAAAAGAAGGAAAAGUGACGAUAAAAGAAGAAAAAGCCUUGAAAAGAAGAGAAGUUUUGAGAAAAAAUCCAAUCCCACGGAUAAUUCCACGCAUUAACGAUAGGACAAUAUAGAUGACUGUGGUGCGUGAUUUAUGUUGUGAACACGAUUUCACGGCUUUUUGGAACAGAGUUUGGUGCUGAAUUGUGUUAAAGGCGAUGGAACCGUGGAGAUUGGUGUCACUUAUCAGAAAAUAGGGGCAGUCUAGCCAAAACAGGACAUUGAACUCGGUUGAUACAUGUUCAGAAAUGGCUUAAAGACUCAAAACUAUAUAAGGAUCACGGGAUAAACAGAGUCAGAUGGUUCGGUUUUUUUUAAAAAAAUGCUCAAGGAUGAAUGGCCGGUUUUAAAUGUGGUUCUCCUAUGAGAAACUACAUCCAAAAAUGAAAUUGCAGAAUUAACGUUUCUCGACAGCCUACUCUAAAUAAUUGAGUUUCGUUCCAUACUAACAUUGUUAUCUGUGUCUCACAAAUGUGUACAUUUUGUGUUGGCUAUUUCAUUUCUGUUCUGGCUCUAGGAUAACAAUUUGAGGUUCGUUUGUUAAUAAUUGAAGGUGCAAUGAUAUCAAGGUUUUAUUGGAAAGUUUGUAUGCCACAGAUUUAAAUACUUUGGUUCCAUCUCGGUCUCUCUUGCGAACAAUUUUGAUCAGUGUCAACUUUUCAGGCCCAAAAUGCGUGCCCUUAUUUACCAUUUAUUUAAUCGCUCCCACUUUAUUGUUUUUCUAAAUUAUGAAAGUAUCCGUGUUAACACGCCUCGUGGCAAGUUUUCAGGACCACUUGUUACUGAGGUCACAGAAAGGAAAUUAAUCAAUCACGUCAUGGGAAACGAGAGGUUAUAACUAGGAACUGUAGAGCUUAGAACCAAAGCAAGAAAAUGUGGUUAAAAGAUUUGAUAGGAUUGAUGGCUUGUGUUCUGAUUCGCACGAUAAAACUUACUUUCAUUUCAUUAGCGCGUUAGAAAUGAAUGACCUAUGGUUAAUGUCAUAUCUAGUGCGCGCAAAUGAACAAACAAGUCCUACAACAUGGAAACCCACGAGAUGAGUUCCAGGAAGAAAAUUUUCCGAUAUCAUGAUUCAAAGGAGAAACGUACGAACAACUGACGGUCCAGGUAUUUCUUUUUUUAGUUGGGACGGUACUUUGUGCAUCACUGGUCGUGUCAACUUGAACUGAAGCCAAUCUCAAGUUCGAUCAAUUAUACUGCAUGUAGGUUUUUAAAAUGUAAGGUUGCUCUCGUUGGAAAAGAUAAUUAGGAUGGUUGUAAAGGACAGAAGAAUUAUGUUGCGCGAACCUUUUCGUGUACAGUUCUAUAUAUCACUUGAAUAUAUUUUAUAUUUGGACUGAGUGAAAAGAUUUAAUUGUGGUAGAGUAGUUAUUUUUGUAAGGCUUCCUGCGUCUUAACGUAGGCUGUAAAUUAGGGAUUUGAUGGGUGUACAUAAAGAUAUUGGCCUAAACGUC